AUGACGGAAGCGUCUGCUUUGGAAUAUGACUUUGUGGUGAUCGGUGGUGGAACUGCUGGAAACGUUGUUGCUGGAAGGCUCGCUGAGAAUCCUACAGUGAGAGUAUUGGUGAUUGAGGCCGGUGAUGGAGAUCCAAAUCAAAUCCCUGAGAUCACGACUCCCGCUCGAGCCUUCCAGCUCAGAAACAGUCGCUAUGACUGGGCAUACCAAACAACUUUUGUGGACAAACCAGAUUACGAGCGCAUUGAAAAGCAGAAUACCCGUGGGAAAGUUCUUGGUGGGAGUAGUAGUCUGAACUACUUCACUUGGCUACGUGGGAGUAAUGGAACUUUUGAUGCUUGGAAAGGAUAUGGCGGCGAUCAGUGGACCUGGGAUACUUGUAAGGAGUAUUUUGAGAAGCCCGCUUCAUACCACGACGAUCAUAAAAUGUACGAUCCUGUCUUUUCGAAGAUUGGUCAAAAUGGCCCGUUGCAUGUUUCUCAUGCAGACCUGCUCCCGGAGACCGAGUCUUUCCGACAAGCACUAACGAAAGCAUGGACGGGCGAAGGCCAUAUAGUGAGGGAAGACAUAUAUGAUGGCGAGGUGCACGGCCUCACCCAUUGCAUCAGCACCGUCUACGGAGGUGUUCGAUCAAGCAGUGCGGUGUAUGUGAGUGGCAAGGAUAAUAUUGAUUUCAUGUUUUCGAGUGUUGCAACAAAAAUCAAUUUCGAGGGUUCGGAACAAGAUUCGGGGGCCGCGCCAGUCGCGGCAAGUGUCAUCGUUGUCGAUGGAAGCCAACGCCAACAGACUGUGCGGGUCACAAAAGAGGUUAUACUUUCGGCAGGUGUUUUUGAAACACCAAAACUUUUGAUUCUUUCCGGCAUCGGCCCAAGACGUGAAUUGACCCGCCAUGGCUUGCAGCCUGUGAUAACCUCCGAGCAUGUGGGUGAACAUUUGCUUGAUCAUCCUAUUCUUCCUCAUGUUUUCAGAUUGAAAGAUGGGGUUGGUCUGGAUCACAUCCUCCUCCGGGAGGGAACUCACCACAAUAACGCGAUGGCACGGUAUGAGGAGAGCAAGACAGGACCUUUAGCAAGUGGACUUCUUGAGAUGGUGGCCUUUCCACGAAUCGAUGAAAGGCUUAUGCAAUAUGAGCAAUAUCGCAAAGCCAAGCAAGAGAAUGGUGACAAGGAUCCAUUCGGUCCUGAAGGUCAACCUCAUUUUGAGAUUGUUUUCGUGCCCAUGUUCUGUGAUGCCUUCCAGUGGCACUUUCCUAUCCCACCAGAAGGAGACUGGUUGACCGUUAUCGUCGAUCUCCUACGCCCACAGUCAAAGGAAGGAUACGUCAGACUAAACACGACAGAUCCACGAGAACAACCAGAUAUCAAUCUGAAUUAUUUUUCCAAUGAGCUUGACAUUCUUGCUCUGAGAGAAGGUGUUCGAUACAUCGACGAGAUAUUGAUGGAGGGGGGUGGGAUGAAAGAUAUAAUAAGGGAAGACUAUCCAUGGCCGAUGCCCCGCGAGUCUGAUGAAGAGAUGGAUCGACUUGUCAUGGAUCGAGCACAGACUAAAUAUCAUCCAUGUGGUACUGCUCGGCUCUCUCUGGAUAUUCUUCAGGGGGUAGUUGACUCUGAGCUGAGGGUACACGGGGCCACGAAUCUGCGCAUCAUUGAUGCCUCUGUGAUUCCGAUCAUACCUGAUUGUCGAAUUCAGAAUACUGUCUACAUGAUCGCAGAAAAGGGUGCCGAUAUGGUCAAGAAGUGCUAUCCAGAAUGGUAUGAUUAG
This is a messenger RNA of Penicillium brevicompactum, 1761 nucleotides long. RefSeq names its product GMC family oxidoreductase. The coding region runs from base 1 to 1761 and encodes 586 amino acids. Gene Ontology annotation, molecular function: oxidoreductase activity, acting on CH-OH group of donors; flavin adenine dinucleotide binding. The transcript has 6 exons. The record is from RefSeq and is a predicted model, not a curated record. Lineage: Eukaryota; Fungi; Ascomycota; Eurotiomycetes; Eurotiales; Aspergillaceae.